UCAUGGCCAUCACUAAAUGCGCCACCUCCCCGACACUGCUCCGCCUUCAAUUCCGAUCCAUCGUCUCGAUCGAUCCAUCUCUCCCCUACCAUACCAUCAGCUAGCUAGCUUCUACUCGAUCCUCUUCUCCUCUCCUCUCCUCUGGAGCACAUCACAUCCACCUCUUCGUCUAUAUCAACCCCGCCUUCCUCUAGCUACCUCUUCACUCGCUCACACUCUGAUCAGCUCUCUAAUCACAUAUAUAUCGUAUCGAUCAACGACGACGACAAUGGCGGCCGUCGACAAUGCCCCGCCGUCGCCAGUGGUCACCGUCACCUCCACCCGCACCGUCGCCCCAGCCGCCGCCAAGUGCGUCCUCGCCACAUUCGACCUCCCCUACAUCACCUUCUACUACAACCAGAAGCUGCUCCUCUACCGCCUCCCCAACGGCGCCUCCGACUUCCCCGACGCCGUCGCCCGCAUGUCCGCCUCCCUCUCCGACGCCCUCGCCUACUUCUACCCGCUCGCCGGCCGCAUCCGCCAGGACGACCACGACGGCUCCCUCUCCAUCCACGGCCAACACGGCGCCGAGGUCAUCGAGGCCUCCGCCGACCAUGUCUCCGUCGACCAACUCGCCGGAGAGGAGUGCUCGGAGGAGGCGGAGAAGGUGAUGCAGCUCCUCGUCCCCUACACCGGCGUCAUGAACCUCGAGGGCCUGAACCGCCCGCUGCUCGCCGUCCAGUUGACACGUCUGCGGGACGGGGUGGCAGUGGGGUGCGCCUUCAACCACGCCGUCCUCGACGGCACCUCCACCUGGCACUUCAUGACGUCAUGGGCGGAGCUCUGCCGGGGCGGCGGCGCGCCGUCGCUGCUGCCGGUGCACAACCGCGGCAUGGCGCGCUCCGUCCGCGUCAACCUCCCGCUCCCGGCGUCCGCCGAGGCGCACGAGAAGACCGACCCCAAUGGGCCCAAGGUGCCCCUCGUGGCCCGCGUCUUCUCCUUCCCGCCCUCCGCCGUGGCCCGCGCCAAGGCCGCCGCCAACGCCGCCCUGCCCCCCGGCGCCAAGCCCUUCUCCUCCUUCCAGUCGCUCGCCGCCCACAUCUGGCGCGCCGUCUCCCGCGCCCGCGCCCUCGGCCCCUCCGACAUCACCGUCUUCGCCGUCUUCGCCGACUGCCGCGCCCGCCUCAGCCCGCCCCUCCCGCCCGCCUACUUCGGCAACCUCAUCCAGGCCGUCUUCACCGGCGUGCCCGCGGGGAUGCUCCUCGCUGGCCCGCCCGAGCUCGCCGCGGGGCUGCUGCAGAAGGCCAUCGACGACCACGACGCCGCCGCCAUCACCCGGAGGCUGGAGGAGUACGAGGCGGCGCCCAAGCUGUUCCACUACAGCGACGCCGGCCCCAACUGCGUCGCCGUCGGCAGCUCGCCGCGCUUCAGGGUGUACGACGUCGACUUCGGCUUCGGCCGCCCGGAGCGGGUGCGAAGCGGCGCCAACAACAAGUUCGACGGGAUGGUCUACCUCUACCCGGGCCGCGGCGGCGACGGCGGCAUCGACGUCGAGCUCUCGCUGCAGCCGGAGCCGAUGCAGAGGUUGGACAAGGACCAAGACUUCCUCCAAAUGCGAGCCCCUUAAUUCUUUUUUUUUUCUUUUAUACUCCUAUAUAUUAUGAUGAUUCAUCAGCUGCAUGUUACUCCCUAGUAGUCUUGUUCCUCCUAAAUUGCAACUUCUCCUACUACUCCUUUAUGUUUAGUUGGAUGCAUGCAUGGAUUCCUUGUUGCUUGCUACUAUUUAUAUAUAGUGGAGUACUAUGUUGUGUACUAUGUUGCUUGCAAGCUACAUUUAUAUGUGGAUUUGCAUAUAUUGAAUUGGUCCAUUACUUAAAUAAGGAUCGGAUAUGGAAUUAAUUAGCAGCUAUACAGUUUGUGUGUACUUAAUUAUUAAGCCCAUGCAUCAUAUCUGGCCUGUUGCUUGAUUGGAAAUGUAACCUAUUAAUGUAUUUGUAAUUUUUGUACUCCAA
This is a messenger RNA of Oryza sativa Japonica Group (Japanese rice), 1991 nucleotides long. Its product is annotated as BAHD acyltransferase DCR. The record is from RefSeq and is a predicted model, not a curated record. NCBI's taxonomy places the organism in Eukaryota, Viridiplantae, Streptophyta, Magnoliopsida, Poales, Poaceae.